This is a messenger RNA of Capsicum annuum, 2022 nucleotides long. RefSeq lists its product as uncharacterized. The transcript has a single exon. Bases 526 to 1605 code for a protein of 359 amino acids. The record is from RefSeq and is a predicted model, not a curated record. Gene Ontology annotation, molecular function: phosphatidic acid binding; protein serine/threonine kinase activity. Gene Ontology annotation, biological process: protein phosphorylation. NCBI's taxonomy places the organism in Eukaryota, Viridiplantae, Streptophyta, Magnoliopsida, Solanales, Solanaceae.
UUAAUAAAAAUUCUGACUCAACCCCUUAUCUUACAUGAUCAAUACUUCGUAUCUGAGUCAGGUGUCGUAAAGUUGUAGGUAAAUUAUGUAGAGAUCCUUCAAAAUACUUUAAAAAGUAAGUAACAACAAAAAAUGAUAUACACGUAUCAGCUACUUGCUCAAACACACUCAACAUGUACCCCUAAAGGAAUCGGUGCGACACAACGUGGCACUAAAUAGUACUCCACUCAGCAAGUAGGCAGAAUAGCAAUGCCAACUCCCACAGGAAGGUGAGGUGAGCCAUCAAUUCAUGUGAAUUUGACAUGCUCCUCUUUAUUCAUAGAUUAAGUGCACAACAAUCACAAUCUAUCUUCUUAUCUGCUUCCCCUAUUAUAGCAUCACCCAACCAACCACUUUACACUCCCAUGUUCUUUUCUUCUAUAUCAGAAUCCAUUUAGCGGAUGGCUGGAUUUGUAAACAUAUUCAUCGCAUAUACAGUGGAUAAAACUAUUAAAAUUGUUCUCAGAAUUUGAAGGUGCAAUACACAUGGCUUUCUAUGGCUACAAUGGUGAUGCUGGUGAGUACCAUUGGACUCCUAAUUUCAGUGUCCCUUAUAAUGAUAAUGGUUAUGCUUUUCCAGUUCAGUCUUCAAUAUCAUAUUCUUCCUAUGGGCAGAGUACUAAUUACAAUUACUACUAUACUACUCAAAUACAUCCAGAAUUAAGUUAUUCAGUUCAUAACUCUACUGAGCCAAAACUUAUCCAAUAUGAAAAGGGUACUAAUUCAUUGGAGGCAAGCAACAUAAUUUCUUGUUCUAACAAAGAACAGGAUGACACUGUGUUUGAUGAAUAUGAUCCCACACCUUAUGGUGGUGGCUACGACAUGGCUCAAACAUAUGGAAAACCCCUUCUUCCCUCCAAUGAAAUAUGUUAUCCUCGUUCGAUUCCUGAGUCUAAAGGACUCCCCUUAGAUGCUAAUUUUGACUAUGGGACAAAUCGUUCGCCCUAUGUUAAGCACGACGAUCAGCUAGAAGAUCCUCAGCAUCAAAGCAAAGAUGAGCAAAAAUCUUUGUCUGGUGUGAAGGAAAAACCCAUUCUUGAAAAACCAAUAGAAACUCCCCAGCAAGAUCAAGAUUUUGUAAUUGGAAAUGGAACUAUAGGGGGACAACCCAUUCUUGAAAAACCAGCAGAACCUGCUCAUCAAGAUGAAGACUUUGUAGUUGGAACUGGAACUAUAGGAGAUGAUAUUCUUGAAAAACCAAUAGAACCUGCUCAGCAAGAUCAAGGUUUUGUAGUUGGAAAUGGGACAAUAGGGGAAUAUGGAUAUGAUUAUGGGAGGCACUUGCAACAAAUUCCAUAUGGUUCAGGUUUGGAAGCUAUGGAUAUAUGUGAGAGCUUAUUUGGUUACUGGCCCUGCUUAGCUAAGGAAAACCGGAGAAGAAAUUUGGACCAUGUAAAUAAUGGUGCUGAAGAUAGCAACAGUAAUGAACAAUGGAAAUGUACAGCAGAUUAUCUUUUUGGGAAUCCAUAUGGAUAUGGUGGUGAUGGAAGAUAUGGGGAUUCUGUGUAUAGCAAUCAAAGUUACAACUAUGAUCAGCAACAACCUUAUUUUAUGAAGGAUUGGUAAAGAAAUACCUUAUCCAAUCAUUCGUUCAAGAAUAAUUGGAGUAGAAGGCCGUACUUCAUUUACUACAAUUUAGUGAUAGUUCUUUUGAUUCUGUGUUGUUUGAGACCUGAAGUUAAUGAAACUCUAGAGCAGGUUGCUCAGACGGCAAACACCCUUCACCUCGUGGAAGAUGGGGAUGGCUAAGAAAUUUUAAAAAAAGAACACUCAAGGACCAGUCAUAACAACUACUCCAUUCAAUAUAUCCAAGAAAUUUCCUUUCUCUCUCCUCCAAACAAUAAGAUGAUUUUUAAAACUUUUUCAUGUAUGAAUCUUGUUAUAGUUAGGCUAUGUAGCUUUUUCCUUUUUGUUUGGGUCAUUAUCAUUAUUGUCAAUGUUAUUGUUCUAUUCUUCUACGUAAUUACAUUUUUGAUCCUUCAA